CUCGGCGACACGCAAUGACGUAACCACGCCCCCUUUGCUUCAAGUAUAACUCACCCGCAGGCUGCUUUUUGCGUUCAGAGGCGCGAGCACCUGGCAUAGCUCGGACUUUUCUUCACCAGAGUGACCUGACUCAACGCUGAAGAUGAAUCUGGCAAAGAGACUGAUUGGUGGAAUCCUUGAUGUGGUCAGCAACAUCGAUCCUGGCCAGUUUGUGCCCUCUGACCCUCCUCCUGCACGCAGACCGCUGGCGUACGUCCAGGCUCAUGAGAACGAUGAGGAGCGACAGUUCCGUCAAGUGUUCCGUCAGCUUGCCGGCGACGACAUGGAGGUGAGCCCCAAUGAACUGAUGAGCAUCCUCAACAAAAUCAUCUCCAGACGUCAAGACCUGAAGACGGAUGGCUUCUCCAUUGAGUCCUGCAGGAGUAUGGUGGCGGUCAUGGAUAGCGACAGCACGGGCAAACUGGGGUUCGAAGAGUUCAAAUACCUCUGGAACAACAUCAAGAGGUGGCAGGGCGUCUAUAUGCAGUUUGAUGCUGAUCGGUCCGGUACGAUCGGAGCAUCUGAGCUGCCCGGUGCAUUCCAAGCUGCAGGCUUCCCCCUGAACGAUCAGCUCUUCACGAUGAUCAUCCGCAGGUACAGCGACGAGAACGGCAACAUGGACUUCGAUAACUACAUCGGCUGCCUGGUCCGUCUGGACGCCAUGUGCCGUGCUUUUAAGACGCUGGACAGAGACCAAAGUGGCACCAUUAAAGUGAACAUCAAAGAGUGGCUGCAGCUGACCAUGUACUCCUGAGCGACUCGCUGUGCCUGGAUCACCAACUGCACAUGCUAUAUUCACCUUGUUCACCACAACACUAGACAAAGCAAAUUGAAACGCCGUCUGCUGCGGCCCUGAAGCUCCAUUAGUGUUUUUUGUUUUCUUGCACAUGACUAAUGCUUUUUUUUUCGUCAUUUAUAUGAUUUACAUAAUCUGAAGAGUUUUUAACAUGACUAUGGCUCAGCGGUGUGGUUUAUUAAUCUGUACAGCAUGAAUAAAUUCUGCAGGUGACAUGAGCACAUGAAGGCUAAAGGGGGCGCUACUGUAUGACUGGAAUGUUAUACACUCAAAUUUUAUAGGAAAUAAAGUAUAGACAAGUCAACAAAGAA
Neoarius graeffei (lesser salmon catfish) is the source of this 1146-nucleotide messenger RNA. RefSeq names its product calpain, small subunit 1 a (gene capns1a). NCBI's taxonomy places the organism in Eukaryota, Metazoa, Chordata, Actinopteri, Siluriformes, Ariidae. Gene Ontology annotation, molecular function: calcium ion binding. The record is from RefSeq and is a predicted model, not a curated record. The transcript has 11 exons. The coding region runs from base 143 to 793 and encodes 216 amino acids.